CCCUUUUCUUUCAGUAGAAUAUUCUUCGAGAUCUAGGAAGGAGAGCACGUAGGCUGUCAGUCCUACUUACUGCGCACUUAUAUCCUGGGUUAUAUAUUUUCAACAGUAUACUGUGAUCAGCGAAGAAAACCACAUUGGCGAAGGUAAGGAAUUGUUAAAGUUGGGUUAACAACUUGGUAGCAGUGAGUAGGCUAUUAUGGCGUUUAUGUUCAGUCUGGCAAAGUUAAAUUGUGUCCGAGUUAGAAAGUCUUACUUAAAGUGCCGUUUCUUACAGAUGCUUAAAAAUGCUUUCCAGUUGAUUGUCCUGGUUUGGAUUCGUGGGUCAGUUUCUCUGGAUUUGAACUGCAUCAAUGACUUUGACAGAACAAUGAUGUGUGAAUUUACACCAAAACAACCUGCCAAUUGCAAGAAAUAUUCACUGAAUGUGGUCUUUCUCGCCACAUCCCCAAAGAGGAGCUACGACUGUUCCCCCGACGGUGAUGCUAUCAAAUGUGGUUGUACAAUUGACGUUGAGGACGGCUUCUUACAUGGAGAAAACAGUAAUGUUACCUUAAAGAGAAAUGGACUGAUCCAGGAUUCAAAGAUUAUUCAAACCACCGAAAACAUAAAGCCCAAAACUCCAACAAUCAGGAGCGCCAAUCUAACAACAGCAGGAAAAACAAAUGUCACAUGGCUGACAAACUAUGAAAAAACUUCAUCAAAGUCAACGCUUCGUUUUUUAGAAGAUUUGAAAACUGAACUGUAUUAUAAACCACAGAAAGGUGGAGAAUGGAUCCCAGUUCAUGAAGAUGCCAUGCAUAAAACACAUCAUGAGUUGUAUUUAGAGCCAAACACAGAGUUCAUUAUCAAGGCCCGGGUAUUCAUAUCCUUUGACAAAACUCACUUCAGUGACUGGAGCGAAGAAUAUACAUUUCCCAGUGGAAACCAAAUUGGAAUUGUUACUGGGAAAGUGGUUGCAGUCUUAAUUGUGAUCCUGUUCCUCAUUGCUUGUACAUUAGGCUGCUGCUUUGUGAAAAUCAAGAAAGAGUGGUGGAGUAAAGAUUUUUCUUCUCCAAAGAUUGGAUCUAUUGAUGAUCCCAGCUUGGAAGAAUACAGGAUACUCUGCCCAGAAAAGACUCCAACAUCCAGGAUGGAGGUGUUUAUUCCUAAAAAGGACAUCACUGAAGAGGAGAAGAGCAUAGCCACCUUCUCAGACAAUGACAGCAGUGGAAACAGCAGCCUUACUGGAAGCACAAACUCAAGCUCAAUUCCAGUGGAUUAUGGGCACACCUGCCACGUAGAAAAGGAUCAGAAGGGCAACCAGACCUUGGAACGAAUGCUGUUGGCUGUCCAGCACGACUUGGAACGAGUGCGUCAGAUCCAGUCAGACUCAGUGGUUUUGCCAGGUCUCUCAGACUACGAAACUGUACGCACGCAAGAAUCAAAGGGAUUCCAUAGGCCCAGCUCAACUUCGCAGAGUAACUCUGGAUGCACCUCAGGUUCGUCUUUCGACAACGAGUGCUACUCAGUUCCCACCAGCCCAUUCCCUCGGGAGGGAAACUUAUCUUUUUUUGUGGCAUCAUUGUCCAGUGACCCUGGCUAUCAGUCCAGUGAGAGUUUUGGUCAGCCGGCAUCGGAGAUGGGCGGAUGUAAGCUUAAUUUGGCCCCACUCAUCCAAACAGAACUUGGCUACCGAUCCAGUGGUGGCUGUUUGAUCAGUGAAGCACAAUGUCUUCCCCAGUCCUCAGGUGAAAAUCAGCACUUCGCCGCCCAUGUGGGGGCUAACGAGAGCUUCGUUAAGGCUGUGGGACAGGGAGUGAGCAUUUGCAUGGAUCAGACACUACAGAGCAUUCAGGAGGAAGAGAAAGACUGUGCACUGAGGUCGGUUUGUAACGAGAACCUGCUUCAGCCCUGUCCUGCUCAAGAGUGUGGCCUACUCCUGUGGGAUGAUGAGUAUCAGGUUUUGCCAAAGUGAUUCAAAGCUGAGGGGAAGGGUAUAUGGCAACACUGAACUGCAGUAACCAACAACCUUCACCCCCCUCUCUAGCCAGCCCCUGUGAGCACUGUACAGGCACCAGCACUUUAGUUUAAGCUUAGCACUUGUG
Molecule: messenger RNA, 2084 nt
Organism: Clupea harengus (Atlantic herring)
Lineage: Eukaryota; Metazoa; Chordata; Actinopteri; Clupeiformes; Clupeidae
Gene: il4r.1
Product: interleukin 4 receptor, tandem duplicate 1
Biological process (GO): immunoglobulin mediated immune response; production of molecular mediator involved in inflammatory response; cytokine-mediated signaling pathway
Cellular component (GO): membrane; external side of plasma membrane
Molecular function (GO): protein binding; cytokine receptor activity
Source: RefSeq, a predicted model, not a curated record